Messenger RNA from Sorghum bicolor (sorghum), 671 nucleotides. RefSeq lists its product as uncharacterized. The transcript has 2 exons. NCBI's taxonomy places the organism in Eukaryota, Viridiplantae, Streptophyta, Magnoliopsida, Poales, Poaceae. The record is from RefSeq and is a predicted model, not a curated record. The coding region runs from base 151 to 330 and encodes 59 amino acids.
ACAACAAGGAAAUUGCCGUGGGGAGGAGGCUCUAAAAAAAACUGCUCGCAAAUCCGCUCUAGCCCCCUCGCCGAUCGCCGGAUCCCUCCCUCCGCCUCGCUUCCGCCGCACGGCUUCUUCCUCCGCUCCGCUCACCUCAGCUUGGUUCCGAUGGGGUUCCUGAAAAGCACUUUCUCGUUGUUGAUCGGCACCGGCUGCGGCAUCUACAUUGCCCAGAACUAUGAAGUCCCAAACAUAAAGAAGCUCAUGUGGACUGUGAUGGGCAAGGCCAAGGAGUUCGAAGAAUCGUACAAGAAGAAGGGCAACGGCAAGAACAAGGAUAACGAAUAGCAUUGACCUGCAGUCCGCGCUCCACCAUCUUUAUGUGUAGAAAACCACCGGUUUAGUAGGAAGCUAAUAGUUGGAACAGCAUUCGGAUUGUUUGAGGUAUACUGCAACUGUGGCGUACUCUUUGCCUCGGAUUGAAUCUGUCUAGAUGGCAAUACAAUUUUUGAGGUGAAAGCUACGACCUGGAUUUUGGAAUAUGAAAGUGCCAUGAUUGAGUUUGGCUCAACUGGGGAGGUCCUUUUCGUGAACGAGUCUGAUGGUGACUGAUCAUGGGUAUAUUGUUAUUUAUUUUUAGUGAUUGACAAAAGGAGUCCAUGAGCCUGGAUUUGUGGCGGCAUGUGCAA